This is a messenger RNA of Schistocerca nitens (vagrant locust), 528 nucleotides long. RefSeq lists its product as uncharacterized. Lineage: Eukaryota; Metazoa; Arthropoda; Insecta; Orthoptera; Acrididae. The coding region runs from base 1 to 528 and encodes 175 amino acids. The record is from RefSeq and is a predicted model, not a curated record. The transcript has a single exon.
AUGCGACAAGUGCACAGAAAGAAGCGUAUGUGGAAUGGCACACGGACGACGCAAAGGCAGCAAAGUCUUAUAGCAAAUGCACUAAGUAAACCUGUUGCAGAACCCGUCUUAACGUGCAAGAAUGCUAAAGAAAUCUGGGACAAAUUACGCGCCCGAUUUGAACGUAGCAGUACUCAGCGUUUGAAUAUGUUGAUUGAAACAUUUUUCCGUGUUAAACGUGAUGAAACGGAAGAUAUUAGUGCACAUGUGGCCAAACUGCAAAAGUUAUUUGUGGACCUGAACGAUGAAUUAGCCAAACAUGAAGAAAAUAUGCUAUCUGAAAGAAUUUUAAAUUGUCGAAUUUUGUCUACACUGGGAAAAGACUACGACAAUUUUAAGGAUCUCUGGGAUACGAUACCGACAGAAAAGCAAAGCUUGAAAUUAUUGAUUGAAAAACUCUGUACUAUUGAACUGCGUGAACAAGACAUUAAUGGAAGUGCAGCUUUUGUCGUUUCUAAAACAAGAAAACGGCAAACAAGUAAUCAGUAA